AUGUUAUCGGCGCGGUCACACUAAAAUAGAGUCGCAAAUAAAAAUUUUAACUUAAUUUCCACUUAAAUUGAAGUCAUGUACCAGGAAUAUCUAAACCAACUGCAAACGUCCAUCGCGCCGCUCACCUCGGACCAGCUGAAGGAACUGCUGAACAAUGACGACAAACUGGACGAGAAGGUGGACGAGGUACUGCUGGCUUUGAAGGAACAAAAGAACAAAAUUUUCGAAGACAAUCGCAGCCGAGCGGAGGGAAACAUCGAGAAGGAGCCACAGAUCAUCGAGCUGCGCGGCAAGCUGUCAGAAUUGUCCGAGGAGGGACGCAACUGCUGCAGUGCCGUGCAGGAGAAGCUUACAGAGCUCAACAAAAAGACGGGUGGCGUGGGGCAGGAGACGGCUCUGGCGCUGCUGCAGACGGCCGCUUCCGAGAGCGAGGAGCAGACCGAGGGGAUGGUCAAAAAGUUCAACGAAAACGAGCUGAAUGUGGAGGCCUUCCUGGAGGAGUUUCUUGCCAGCCGCCGCACCAUGCACUUGCGGCGCCUCAAAGCCGAGAAGAUGCAGGAUCUGAUACGCAAGCAGCGACGCAGCACAGCCGCCGCCCAUUUGCCAGCGUACGGAAAUGUGCCGGCCAGCGGCUUCUAUCCCUCGCCCGGUGGAUCAUCUAUGCCCUAUCCCCCGUCUGGUGGUAUACCCUAUCCCUCUGCUGGUAACUCGGCGCCGUAUCCCAUGAUGGGCCCCCUAAUGCCCAUGCCGCCGCCGUCGAGGCCGUACUAGAUGGGGUCGACGGGUCAUACCCAUAGACGAGUUACUGCCAUAGUAGUAGUAGGUGUAGUAGUAGUAGCAGCAGAGGAGAGGAUAGGUGGGCGGAGGGGCGACGCAUGACGCAUCGCAUCCAGUAGUAGUGGAAUUUUUACAACAGACAGUAUGAAAGUAUGAAAUAUUUAAUAAACGACAUCUCAUCGAGUUAAAAACUGGUGUUUAUUGUUUAAAAUUUCAGAAUAGAAUCUUCACUUUAAGUACAUAUUGCUUCAGGUUCUUCCGCUGACGAAUCGACAAAUGGACAAUGGGAACGUUUGUUUUGUUUUGUUUGUGUUUAAUUAAAUUAAAUUACAUUUUUUGAGUUGCUCUAUAGAUCUGAUCUGACAUCUGCCAUGAUCUGCCUGCACUGCACUAAACUAUGAUAUAUGUAUAGUAUGUAAUGUAAUGUAAUGUAUAAAUUAAGCGAAAGUUAAUAUUAAAUGUUAGACAGUGAACGAUACGUUACGUUUGCUUUUCUUUGCUUGUUAAAAA
Molecule: messenger RNA, 1287 nt
Organism: Drosophila obscura
Lineage: Eukaryota; Metazoa; Arthropoda; Insecta; Diptera; Drosophilidae
Gene: Vps37B
Product: vacuolar protein sorting-associated protein 37B
Exons: 1
Coding region: 76-771 (231 amino acids)
Biological process (GO): protein targeting to vacuole; protein targeting to membrane; ubiquitin-dependent protein catabolic process via the multivesicular body sorting pathway
Cellular component (GO): ESCRT I complex
Source: RefSeq, a predicted model, not a curated record